Molecule: messenger RNA, 1505 nt
Organism: Gadus macrocephalus (Pacific cod)
Lineage: Eukaryota; Metazoa; Chordata; Actinopteri; Gadiformes; Gadidae
Gene: gnrhr1
Product: gonadotropin releasing hormone receptor 1
Exons: 4
Coding region: 404-1492 (362 amino acids)
Biological process (GO): G protein-coupled receptor signaling pathway
Cellular component (GO): membrane
Molecular function (GO): gonadotropin-releasing hormone receptor activity; peptide binding
Source: RefSeq, a predicted model, not a curated record
GUGACGCACCGAUCACUACGUCAUCCAGCGAGAUUCUAUAAAUUGCAUAUCGUCCACAAACUGUUUCCCUAACUCUGAUGUCCGAGUAGUGGACGGCGCAUGCGGGUCUCGGCUCCAAUCAUAAUUUUUCUAAUAUCCUAUCGCUGAUGUAGCGGAGGUGGUUUCCCCGGUAACCCGCAUACUCAGCACCCGCAGCCCGGGACAGCUCCCUCCUCAUAGAACCGCUGGAUACAGAAACUAACAGCAGGAUACAGGUACAAACAGCUGGAUGCCGAGACAAAGAAGAUAGUCACGGCACGGCGUUCAAGGGAAAAGGCAUGUCGACUUCAUCCCGUAACACGUCGCAACUAUGAAUGUUGCCAAAGUGCGGUCUUAUUUUAAGACGGGAGCAAAGAUUUAGAAGAUGGAUUCAGAACAGUCGGUGAACUCCUCCCACCCGUCCCCUCCGGCUGAAUGGGCCACGCCCACCUUCACCCGCGCUGCGCAGGUCAGGGUCGGCGCCACGUUUGUCCUCUUCGUCUUCGCCGCCUGCAGCAACCUGGCCCUGUUGAUCAGCGUGUGGCGGGGCCGCGGCCGACGCUUGGCCUCCCACCUGCGCCCGCUCAUCAUGAGCCUGGCGUCGGCAGACCUGAUGAUGACCUUCGUGGUGAUGCCGCUGGACGCCGUGUGGAACGUGACGGUGCAGUGGCGCGGCGGCGACGUGCUGUGCCGGCUGCUGUCCUUCCUCAAGCUGUUCGCCAUGCAGUCGUCCGCCUCCAUCCUCGUGGUCAUCAGCCUGGACCGCCAGCACGCCAUCCUACACCCCCUGGACUCGCUCAGCGCCCACCACCGCAACCGGCGCAUGCUGGGCCUGGCCUGGAGCCUGAGCUUACUGCUGGCCUCACCGCAGCUGUUUAUAUUCGGGGCGCUGAAGGCUGAAGGAGUGGACUUCACGCAGUGUGUUACACACGGCAGCUUCCCCCGGCGUUGGCAGGAGACCCUCUACAACAUGUUCCACUUCGUUACGCUCUACGUCGUCCCCCUGUUGGUCAUGGCCUGCUGCUACUCCCGAAUCCUCCUCCACAUCAACCGCCAGCACCAGCAGAACAAGGCCGGAGAGUCAUACCUGAGGCGCAGCGGAACAGACAUGAUCCCCAAGGCUCGCAUGAAGACCCUGAAGAUGACCAUCAUCAUCGUGAUGACCUUCAUCGUGUGCUGGACUCCGUACUACCUCCUGGGCAUCUGGUACUGGUUCCAGCCCCAGAUGCUGGCGGUGACGCCGGAGUACGUCCACCACGGGCUGUUUGUGUUCGGGAACCUCAACACCUGCUGCGACCCCAUCAUCUACGGCUUCUACACGCCCUCCUUCAGGGCCGACCUGAGCGCCUGCUGCUGCUGCCCCGCCCCCAGCGACGCCGGGGCCUCCCCCAGGUCUCUGGACCGCCUCUCCGCCCGACAGCAACCCCACAGCGGGGAGCCCGACUCGGACCCAGCCAGCGCCCACCACACAUAGGGCUGCUGGGGGC